GGAAGGGGCUAUAAUCACUUGCAACUAAUCCUUUCCAAAAGGAGAACAAUUAGAGUAUAUCAAAAUCAUGAAGAACCAACUGAUAGGAUUUCUUUUUUGCUUCUGGAUUGCUCUUUCACAGCCUUUUUAUUUUCACUCUGGGGAAAGAGAGGAGAAAUGUAUAAUAGAAGACAUUCCAAGUGAAACCUUGGUAAUUGGGAGUUACAUUGUACAACGAUGGGAUAUACAUGAACAAACGUUUCUUGAAUCUGCUCCUGGCUUGGGAAUGUAUGUGACCAUCACAACUCCUACUGAGGAGGUAUUGCUGUCAAAACUGUAUGGACCACAAGGAAAAUUCUCCUUUACAUCCCAUGUAUCUGGAGAGCAUAGUAUUUGUUUGCAGUCUAACUCCACAAGGCUUAUUUCCUUUGGUGGAAGUAAACUGCGUAUUCAUUUGGACAUUAGAGUUGGAGAGCAUCUUAUUGAUGAAGUCAUUGCUCAAGCCAAGGACAAAGUUAAGGAAGCUAACUUUAGAGUUGAACAUCUAAUUGAGCAAAUUCAUCACAUAUCCAAAGAACAAAACUAUCAGAGGCAACGUGAAGAAUACUUUCGACUGAUAAGUGAACAAACCAACAGCAAUAUUCUGUGGUGGGCUUUUGUACAGACAUUAAUCCUUAUCUUGGUUGGCAUUUGGCAAAUCAAAUGUCUUAAAGAUUUUUUUAUAGCUAAAAAGCUUGUUUAAAAAAAAUAAAAAUAAACAGUCCUACAUCUACAUUACACAAUGCACAGUGGAAAAUAGCUACAUUAAUUAAACACUAAAUAAAAAAAACCAUGCAGAUAUCUGAUAUUUUUAUACCUUCAUUUUUACCAUAUUUCACGGUGUGUAAGUCAGGUUUUGAAGGCCAAUUUUUGUGUAUGAAAAAUCAAACUCGACUUAUACACCAUUCUGACACUGCUUGCAGCAGAUGGGGCCACGCCAUCCAAGCACUGAGCCUGGCCCCAUCCCCUGUGAACAUCGA
This is a messenger RNA of Gavialis gangeticus (Gharial), 998 nucleotides long. RefSeq names its product transmembrane emp24 domain-containing protein 11-like. The transcript is spliced from 5 exons. Lineage: Eukaryota; Metazoa; Chordata; Crocodylia; Gavialidae. The record is from RefSeq and is a predicted model, not a curated record. Gene Ontology annotation, biological process: endoplasmic reticulum to Golgi vesicle-mediated transport; intracellular protein transport; Golgi organization. The coding region runs from base 68 to 721 and encodes 217 amino acids. Gene Ontology annotation, cellular component: endoplasmic reticulum; Golgi apparatus; endoplasmic reticulum-Golgi intermediate compartment.